Molecule: messenger RNA, 764 nt
Organism: Liolophura sinensis
Lineage: Eukaryota; Metazoa; Mollusca; Polyplacophora; Chitonida; Chitonidae
Exons: 1
Coding region: 245-622 (125 amino acids)
Source: RefSeq, a predicted model, not a curated record
AUUUGAGGAAAAAAACAGUCGCAGAAAGAUUGAAGAUUCUGUCCCAAAAGAGGAGGAUGUUGUAGAAACACCAAUCAUGGAAGAAUUUGAGGAAAAAGCAGUCACAGAAAAGCUUGAGGAAACUGUCCCAGUUGAUGAGGAAGUUGACGAAACACCAGUCAUCGAAGAAUUAGAGGGAAAAAGUCACUGAAAAGAUUGAGGAAAACCGUCCCAAUAGAGGAGGAAUCUGAAGAAAAAACUAGUCAUGGAAGAAUUUGAGGAAAAAGCAGUCACAGAAAAGAUUGAGAAAACUGUCCCAACAGAGGAGGGUAUUGUAGAAACACCAGUCAUGGAAGAAUUUGUGGAAAAAACAGUCACAGAAAAGCUUGAGGAAACUGUCCCAAAAGAGGAGGAUGUUUUGGAAACACCAAUCAUGGAAGAAUUUGAGGAAAAAGCAGUCACAGAAAAGCUUGAGGAAACUGUCCCAAUUGAUGAGGAAGUUGAAGAAACACCAGUCAUGGAAGAAUUUGAGGAAAAAGCAGUCGCAGAAAAGAUUGAAGAUUCUGUCCCAAAAGAGGAGGAUGCUGUAGAAACACCAAUCAUGGAAGAAUUUGAGGAAAAAAGCAGUCACAGAAAAGGUUGAGGAAACUGUCCCAGUUGAUGAGGAAGUUGAAGAAACACCAGUCAUCGAAGAAUUAGAGGAAAAAGUCACUGAAAAGAUUGAGGAAACCGUCCCAAUAGAGGAGGAAUCUGAAGAAAAACUAGUCAUGGAAGAAUUUGAGGAA